GGCGGCAUGGCCCGGGCGGGCUGGGCGCCGCCGCGCCUGGACGAGUUCAUCCUCACGGAGCGGCUGGGCAGCGGCACCUACGCCACCGUCUACAAGGCCUACAGGAAGAAGAACACUCGCGAGGUGGUUGCUAUCAAAUGUGUCAACAAGAAGAACCUGAACCGGGCGUCUGUGGAGAACCUGCUGACUGAGAUUGAGAUCCUGAAGACCAUCCGCCACCCGCACAUCGUGGAGCUGAAGGACUUCCAGUGGGACAGUGACCACAUCUACCUGAUCAUGGAGUUCUGCGCCGGGGGCGACCUCUCCCAUUUCAUCCGCAUGCGGAGGAUACUCCCGGAGAAGGUGGCGCGCAUCUUCCUGCAGCAGCUUGCCUGUGCCCUCAAGUUCCUCCAUGAUCACAACAUCUCCCACCUGGACCUCAAGCCGCAGAACAUCCUGCUCAGCGCCCCAGAGAACCCCCAGCUCAAGCUGGCAGAUUUUGGCUUUGCUCAGUACAUGUCCCCAUGGGACGAGAAGCACGUCCUGCGGGGCUCCCCGCUCUACAUGGCGCCGGAGAUGGUGUGCUGCCAGCAGUACGACGCGCGGGCGGACCUGUGGUCGGUCGGCGUUAUCCUUUACGAGGCGCUUUUCGGGAGGCCGCCCUUCGCCUCCAGGUCGUUUGCCGAGCUGGAGGAGAAGAUCCGCAGCGACCGGGUCAUCGAGCUGCCCAGCCGGCCCCGGCUCUCCUCGGAGUGUCGGGAUCUCUUGCAACGCCUCCUGGAGAGGGACCCCUUGAAACGCAUCUCCUUCGAGCAGUUCUUCGCCCACCCCUUCGUGGACAUGGAGCACAUGCCGAGCCCGGAGAGCCUCGGCAAAGCGACCAGCCUGGUGGUGGAGGCGGUGAAGAAGGACCAGGAGGGGGAUGCGUCAGCCGCGCUCUCGCUCUACUGCAGAGCCCUGGAGUAUUUUGUGCCUGCUCUGCACUAUGAAAGCGACGCUCGCCGGAAGGAAGCCAUCCGGGCAAAGGUGGGGCAAUACAUCUCCCGGGCAGAGGAGCUGAAAGCGCUGGUCAUGUGCGACAGCAAGAGUCUCCUGCAGCAGGGAAACCCUGCCAGGCAGAUCCUCAGAGAGAUGGCCAAGGACAAGCCUCGUCUCUGUGCUGCGCUGGAGAUGGCUUCCGCAGCCAUCGCGAAGGAGGAGGAGGGCAAAGACGACGGGGACGCCCUGGAGCUCUACCAGCAGAGCCUGGGCGAGCUGCUGCUCGUUCUGGCUGCAGAGCCGGCGGGGAGGAGACGGGAGCUGCUCCACGCGGAGAUCCAGAUGCUGAUGGCCCGAGCCGAGUACCUGAAAGACCAGAUCAAGAUGCGGGAGGCGCAGUCCAUGGGCAAGGAGGCGCUGGCGGAGUCCGUCCGGAGCUCCUGCACGUUGCAGUGAGGCCCGGGGGAGCCGGCCGGCGGCAGCGACGACGGCCGCGGCGGGGACGGUUCGGCCGGGCCGGGACGCGGGCGCUCGCCCGCCAGGUUGGUGCGCGGCUCGGCCAGGCUUCGCGUAGCCCCGCGCCGCCCCCCCGGGAUGGCCCCCGCGGCAGCGCGAGCCGCGGCGCACGCGGCCGUCGGAGGGGAGGAAAGGAGAGGCUUUCGCGCCGGAGGCGUCGGGGAUCCUCCGCCCUUCCUUGCGCUGCCGGCGGCUGGGGAGGCCGGGGCGGGCGACCGGAUGGCGGAGGUGGCAGCGCUGCCUUUCCUUGCCGUUCCCCGCUCGCUCCGGCCGAUCCUUUCGCCCUGGCUCUCCGUUCCCUGGAGAGAGCCUCGCGCGUGGAUGUGCAGGACCAUCUGCCCCUGCCCCUCGGGGAUAUGUUAACUCGUUUCUCCGUCAUGAGGAGUUCCCCGCGGGCCCUGCCUCGAACGUCUGCUGAAGCAGCCUCCCGUGACCGCAGCAGGCGGGUUAUUCCACUCUAAUUCCCUCUGCUGGCUAAAACGGGAUGAGUAUUUUUAUCUUGCCGUUGGACUCCUGCAGAAUUCCCCCCGCUGCGUGCAGGCUCCCCGCCGGCCGUGCACGUCUCCUGCCUUUUCGGCUGGAUGUUCCUUAUCGCCGCUCAAAUUCUUUCGGAGGCGAUCUUCCCCCCAGAUCCUCCCUCUGCCUCGGCGGCGCUGGCCCCCGCGCGGCUCUGUCCUGACCCGAGCGGGCACAGGAGAAGCAUGUGGCUGGCGCAGAGCAGCACACGGGCGCCAGCUCGCACCCACGGGGGAAAAAAUGCUUCGCAGCAUCUUGUCAAAAAAUCAGCGAUAUUUACGGACCUCUGACUGCAGCGGGGAUCAGAGCCGGAGGGCUGCGUCUGCUUUCGGAGCUCGCGUCCGCUGCUGUUUCUCUCCGCGGCCCGUUGGCUCCGGGACGGCGUUGGCAGCUGAGACGGUGGGAAGCAGGACCGGGAUGCGCCGCCGCCCGGGGAGCCCGCGGCAGGAGCCCGCGGCCGUGCCUUCGGCGCCGCACCGACUACCUCUGCGCCCGCCGCAGCUGCCCCGUCUCCGGCCUCGAGCGCUCGGCUGCGCUGCUCCGUCCCAGCUGACAGCCGGUGUCAGCCGCCAGCGCCUGCUGCCCCGCAGCCCUGCUCCCCGCUCGGGGCUGGCGCUGGCUAUCGCCGGGUCCUGCGAGCCCACCCCCUCCUCCUCCUCCUCCUCCGUCACCGCGAGGCUGAGCGGGGACCUGACCGGGGCGACCCCCCAGCGCUGUGCGGACCCCCCGUGCCCGUGCCCAGGGCACAAGUCGCUUACGGGAGCAGCGGGGUCUGCGCAUCUCGUGAAGCAGGGGGCCUUCCUCCGAACCUGCUGUACUUCCAGGGAAUGUAAUUUAUUGUCUCUAUUAAAUACCUUUCCUUUUUUUCCUCCAA
Rhea pennata is the source of this 2863-nucleotide messenger RNA. It is a transcript of the gene ULK3, whose product is annotated as unc-51 like kinase 3. Gene Ontology annotation, cellular component: phagophore assembly site membrane; phagophore assembly site; cytoplasm. The coding region runs from base 7 to 1413 and encodes 468 amino acids. NCBI's taxonomy places the organism in Eukaryota, Metazoa, Chordata, Aves, Rheiformes, Rheidae. Gene Ontology annotation, molecular function: protein serine/threonine kinase activity; ATP binding. The transcript is spliced from 16 exons. Gene Ontology annotation, biological process: regulation of autophagy; autophagy of mitochondrion; autophagosome assembly. The record is from RefSeq and is a predicted model, not a curated record.